Molecule: messenger RNA, 2876 nt
Organism: Perca flavescens (yellow perch)
Lineage: Eukaryota; Metazoa; Chordata; Actinopteri; Perciformes; Percidae
Product: F-box only protein 40
Exons: 3
Coding region: 61-2106 (681 amino acids)
Cellular component (GO): cytoplasm
Molecular function (GO): protein binding; zinc ion binding; ubiquitin protein ligase activity
Source: RefSeq, a predicted model, not a curated record
AGGGGUUCCAGCAAACACAAGGUGACAGUCAGAGAGUAGCAAAGGGUGAAGAGCAGAAAGAUGACUGUGGGCCACCAUAAGCACUGUGAGCAGUGUCACAUUGUCCACUGUCAGGUUCCGGUACAGAUCUCAGUCUCAUGCAUUAUCAUCAAGUGUCGUAAAAACUGUGGCGCCACCUUCCAUAUGUGCAAGCAAGAGGAGCACCAGCUUCUCUGCCCCAAUGAGAUGGUCCCCUGCAUCAAUGUCAACUAUGGCUGUCCUCUUACAAUGCUGCGCCACAGGCUGGCCAAACACCUGGAGGUCUGUCCCGCCAGUGUGGUCUGCUGCUCUCAAGAGUGGAACCGCUGGCCUGUUUCAGAAACUGAUCUGACCUUCUACAAAAAUGUUUCACAAAGCCCUGAAACUGAAGAAAACCUUGAUGUUGCUUUGGCUCUCAGGGACCAAGAGCUGCUGUUUCGAUCCAUCAAAAUGAAGAACAUUUUUCCUGAGUUAAUGUUGGAGGAUCCUGCCCUUCAGGAUGCUUCUGCUGCAGUCAACAGUACUACAGAGGAAGCAACAUGUUCUUUAGAUUGUGUUGAAUCUACAGAAAAUGGCUGCACAAGGAUGGAGGAAAGAGAACUGAGCCAAGAGGAGAGGGAUGCUUUGGCAAUGAGCAGAGACAUGGAUGGUAUUCAGAACUACAGCUCCUGGGAGAAAAUAUUCAACAAGGAGAUGGAGGGAUGCAAGCAAACUGUCAAAAACCUGAAUAAGAGGGGGGAAAAGGGAAAAGCAAAGGAAGAGCAAGAAUCAUCAAACUUUCAUGGUGAGAAAAGAAACUCACACCUGAGCCAAGAGAAUGCUGCUGCCGCUCCAAGCAUUGGUGGUGCAACGGGCCUUGCCCCAUGGCAAGACGGGGUCCUUGAGAGGUUGAGCAAAGAAUUCAACAUUGGUGAAUAUAACAUGUAUUUGGUGCACAAUGGGGCAAUGUUGAUUAACUUUGGCCAACUUGCUGCUUGCACCCCAAGAGAAAAGGAUUUUGUUUAUGGGAAGCUGGAGCCCAUUGAAGUUCAAACUGUCCGCACAUUUAAUGUUCCUACCAGCUAUCGAGCAAAGCAAAGUUAUCUGAAAGACCCUUCACAAAAGGUCAAGACCAGUGCCAGUGUCAACACUGCAGAUUUGGGUGUGUCAGUCGAGGAUCUUCCGAAGUGUGAUGAGGUUAGUGCCACACUCCUGCUCUCUCUGGAAAAGGAACUGAAAGGACAUUUAAUCUCAGAAAGUGUGGGGAGAGAUGGUCUUUAUGUAGAUAUAGGAACACAAACGUACAACUUUGCCUCUGCUCCGUUUGAAAGAGAUGCAUCGCUUGCUGACUUAAUUGCAGACAAACCUCAUGGGCUUCAUGUACAUGUCGAAGCCGAAUGUGUCACCAGAAGACACAACAGAAUCAGUUCAGCCUUCAGCUACAUGUGUGGCCACUUCUUUCGCCGUGAUGAAUGCCGCUCUCAUUUCAGGAAUGUGCACUCUGACAUACAGGCCUCUCUCAGCGGCUGGUUCCAACAGCGCUGUCCCUUAGCAUACCUCGGCUGUACUUUCACCAAGACAAGGUUUCACCCUGCAGGUCAUCAGGCUACAAUCAAAUAUUGUCAAGAUGUCAGCGCCUUUGUCCUCCAGCCAGAAGUGCCUUCACUGCUCUGUCAAGGAGGGAAAACCUCGAGCUCUCAGAGAAAUGGUGCACAUAAUCUGGAUCCCCUGAGCAGCCUGCCCCUGGAGAUCCUUCAGUACAUUGCUACUUACCUUGACAGUUUCACAUUAUCUCAGCUGUCCCAAGCCUCCCGUCUGAUGAGAGAAGUGUGUGUCGCAUUGUUGCAGGAGAGAGGGAUGGUAUCCCUCAAGUGGGAGAAAAAGAAAUAUUCCCAUGGGGGAAGUUCCUGGAAAUGUCAAAAGAAAGUUUGGGAGUUCAGCUCUGUGUUUUCUUCUGUGGACAAAUGGAGCUUCAGCAACACUCCUUCCAUGUCAGAUCACUUGAAAACCUGCUCCUUCUACGAGAGAGAGGAGCACACUGAGCCAGUGGCUUUAGCCUGCCUGGAAGAGGUCAGAGACAAACAUGGAGAAGUAAAGCAUAAAAGAUAAUGCUCAUAGUCCCAGAGCUCAGUGGGCGGACCACAACAAGAGCGAUGCCGCGUUUAGAAUCCCUCACAUGCAAAAUGUAUGCUCUGCAUAUACAGCUACUGUAUAGGAGGAACAAAAAGGGAUUUAGAGCCGCUGUGUGCUAAAGCCCUGCAGACAUAUACUAUAGACUACCUUUGAAGAAUUCACGUGGGCAUAAAUUGCAAUUUCUAUAGGUUUUGAUGUGAUAUACUUUAACUAUUUUCUUGGAAUGUCUCCUCAAAGCUGUAAUGGGCAAAUGCUUAAAGAUGGAUCUAUUUAUGCAGUGUUUUUAAGAGUUGAUUGAAACUUAAAUAAUCCCUAUAAGGACACUAAAUGCACACCUGUAUUUGUAUGGUGUUUAAGAGGAUUUCUCAUUUUCUGGGAUAUCAGAUCAUUUGCCUUUGUUUAUCUAAGCUGACUAGUUUUUUUGAUCCAUCUCAUUUCAUUCUUGUGGUGAAAGGCAAUUUGUCUAAGAAACUAGGGCAGUUGGUGUUGUUGAUUGUUUUCAACAUGACAAGACUGACAUCUACUGGGGAGGAACUGAAGUACCUCAUCUGUGUGGAGUCGUGACAUAUCUUGCAUACACACACGCACACACACUAACACAAGUUUGGUAUUUGAAUGCUGAGCACAAUAUCACAUGUCCUAUGUGUCAUAUUUGAUAAGGCACAGCAGCACAUGUUACUGAUGAUGACAACUUUGUUUCUAAUUUAGACUUCUAGGUCUUUAAAAUGAGAGAUUGUCUACGUGUG